Messenger RNA from Rhipicephalus microplus (southern cattle tick), 698 nucleotides. RefSeq lists its product as uncharacterized. NCBI's taxonomy places the organism in Eukaryota, Metazoa, Arthropoda, Arachnida, Ixodida, Ixodidae. The record is from RefSeq and is a predicted model, not a curated record.
UUUUUUCCUACGUUGUUUAAUUAAUACUUCAGCAAUCCUACUGGUGCAGGUGUUUUGUUGCUUCGUGUCACCCUGCUUAAUGCAAUGAGCCACUAAAGGUUCAAAGCCACUAACGGGGUCCAUUUUUCUAGCUCUCAACAUGAGUGCAGCUGGCAUGGCUGAUGAGCGAACCCACACGCCAGCAACAACUGUUGAUGAGCCACCAACAACUGUUGAUAGGCCCUCAACAGAAGUUCGUGGCAGCCAUACACCAUCACCAGAGCCUGAGCUAACACCUGGCACGGCCAAUGAGGCAAGCCACACGCCAGCAACAAGUGCGGAUGGGCCUUCCCAAGCCACUCAUAACCGUACACCAUUGCGAGCAGGGAGAAGCCAAAAUGAGGCAACGCUGGCGUUUUUGGAGGCCAGGUAUAAUCAAGACGUAGAAAUGCGCCUCCUCAGCUACCAGAUCGACAGAAGAAAGCUGGACCUCAAAAUUCGCCAGCACGAAGACAACAUGAAGCUGCUACACCAGCGACAUGCCGACGACGUCAGAUUAAGGGAAGCGGAAAUGGAAAUGAGAAGGAUGGAAAUGGUGGCAGUACUUGAAGAGAGGCGUGCUAACGCAGCAAACCAAGCAUCUCAACUUCGGUUGAUCAAAGAACUCAGUGAGGGAAAAAAAGAAUAAACUAUAAUAUCAAUAGUGUGAUUGCUAAAAA